Molecule: messenger RNA, 456 nt
Organism: Beta vulgaris subsp. vulgaris (sugar beet)
Lineage: Eukaryota; Viridiplantae; Streptophyta; Magnoliopsida; Caryophyllales; Amaranthaceae
Exons: 1
Coding region: 1-456 (151 amino acids)
Source: RefSeq, a predicted model, not a curated record
AUGGUAGCUCUGGGAAAGGUUAGAACCAAAGAUAGGCUGCGGAUAGCUGGUAUUUGUAAUGAUGAUCAUUGUCUGCUGUGUGUGACUGGAACUGAUGCUUGUACUCACUUAUUUUUUCGCUGCUCAUUUAGUAGGAAUGUUUGUUUAGGCAUUUUGGAUUGGUUGAAGAUUAGGAGCAGCCCUGAUGAAUAUGUGUAUGUCUCUUGGAGGAAAUGGGGUAGAAAAUACAAGAGCAGGAGAAUGCAACAGGUAUGCUAUUGUGCAUUGGCAGCUACUGUCUAUUAUGUUUGGAAAGCUCGGAAUAUUUCACUAUGGCAGCAAAGUGUCCCAAGAAUAGAAGUGUGGGUGAGGGAGAUAAAAAGUGUUGUUUAUAGGAGAAUCAAAGCUAUAGUGAACAGUAAGUGGAGUGCUCAUGAACUAGCAUGGCUUAGUGAGUUAGCACAGAAUAUUAAUUAG